Messenger RNA from Penicillium cinerascens, 5376 nucleotides. RefSeq names its product phospholipase D (gene pld3). NCBI's taxonomy places the organism in Eukaryota, Fungi, Ascomycota, Eurotiomycetes, Eurotiales, Aspergillaceae. The record is from RefSeq and is a predicted model, not a curated record. The coding region runs from base 1 to 5376 and encodes 1791 amino acids. Gene Ontology annotation, biological process: cell motility; phosphatidic acid biosynthetic process; intracellular signal transduction. The transcript is spliced from 4 exons. Gene Ontology annotation, molecular function: D-type glycerophospholipase activity; phosphatidylinositol binding.
AUGACCGACACUCUAAUACCCUCCUCUCCUCAGAUGGAGGCUGAGCGCAACUUCGAGAGAGAGAAAUCGAAGAAGCCUGAUCCCAUCACGGUCUCGAGUGGCUCCAAACUGGCCUCGCCGUUCCCGUCCCCUACCGAAGCCAAACGACCCGCUUCACUCAAGCAGCCCCAACCUGCCGAAGCUAGCGAAGAGAAUAAGGCCCCGGAAUACCUUCAGCUGUCUAAAGAGACGGAGGGCUCUUUCGGGAGCAAGGAUAAAAUAUCCCCUACGCAGCAUGGCUCGCCGAGAGAGAGGCCACCCGUAAACACGCGGCCACCGAACAGGUCCACCGACGAGAGGCCGCAAUCAGCAAGCCAGCAAAGGCAACAGGCAUCCGCUCCUGGGUUGUCUCCUCCGUCCGGCCCUCCCAGCGUCCAAUUUCGCGACCACGAUAAUGAGGCCGUCGAGGUGCCCUCGUCACACCCGCAGUCUCGACCCUCCUCUUUAUAUGGUGAUGAUGGGGACCAAUCUAAAGGGAAACAAUCUAUCCUCCAUCGGUUAAAGUCCCUGGCCGUUUCUCCCUCGUUUGCCUCGCACGCGCGAUCCCCUAGCGGAGCCACGAUCGGAGACUUCCGGCCAGGCCCAAAUGAUGUGGCCACCCCGGGCUCUGAACGAAGCGAAUUUCUCUUCCCCGUCGCUGAGCCUCUGGCUGAAGAGGGAAGUGACAUCGACGCCGAUGCCGAGGAGAGCGGCGGGGAGCAACGUGAUCGCCCCAAAAAGAAGAAACCCCUACGGCGGCGACAGCAACAAGAAGACGAGGCUGGGGCUCGUACUGCCCCUACGACGCCAAAAACCACACGCAGACCCUCCUUCCACUUUUCAUCCUCGUUUGCUCCCUUCGAGAACUAUCGCAACAACAUAUUCCCCCGAAGAGCUAGCACCACUGAGUUCACGCCUCAAAAUCGGGAGGGCGUAUCCGAGGACGAGGGUCGCGACAGGCUCAACCGGCGAAGGCGAUCUGCCUGGGGCGGAACCCGUGGCUUGUCGUAUGUAAGACGGCAGGAGGACAGAACCCAGGAGGAACAACCACGGCCGAGUAAUUUGAGGAGACUCACUGCCCUUGCUGGCCCAUCUGAAAAUGCCGAAAGUCUUGCAGCUACCUGGAGACGGCAUCGGAACGAGCGUGGCACCAGUGCCAGUGGCCAGCGGUGGAGACAGAUCAAAGCUGGCUUCAAGCUCAUGGGUCAGCGUCGCAAGGGCGACAAUGCAGUGGAUACUAAGAAAUCUGCGGAAUUGCUUGCCGAGCUGUCCUCGGCUGUCCCAGCUGCCCUGAUUCUGGCCAGUUUCUUCCAACGAGACGAACACGGAAGCAAACGUAUACCGAUCCUCUUAGAGCAACUGAAGGUCCGUGUUACGGACAGCCGCAUCGACUCGCAUUCAGGCGAUCGCCAUCUAGUGUUUCGGAUCGAGCUGGAGUAUGGAAGUGGCAUGACUCGAAUGAAGUGGAUCAUCUACAGGACUCUGAGAGAUUUUGCCAACCUGCACUUGAAGUACAAGCUUCAUCUCGGAACCCAGAAAUACAUUCAGCUGCGGGCAACUGAGAACAGCCCCAGCCUUCCUCGUUUCCCGAGAAGCGCUUUCCCUUACAUGCGAGGUGUGCGAGGGCUAGAAAGCGAGUUUGAGGACGAGGAAGAUGAUGGUGGAUAUGAGACUGGCCCUGAGGCCGUGAGUGGCAAUGAACGAUCCGGAAAAAAGAAGGCCAAGAACCAACAACACCAGCGCCGACCUUCUGGGGUUGGUCCUCUGGCUCGCAGGAAGUCCAGUAUCACUAACCAGGAGGGUGAAUCUGCCGCGGGACCUUCAUCUGUUCAUGAUGGAGUGGGUGGCAAAAGGGAAACUUAUCCAGAGAGGCAACGGAAGAAGCUGGAGAUGUACUUGCAAAAGAUGAUCCGCUUCCUGAUAUUCCGGGCUGACAGCAACCGGUUGUGCAAGUUCCUUGAGUUAUCUGCCCUCGGAGUUCGUCUCGCUGCGGAAGCAAGUUAUCACGGCAAGGAGGGAUUUCUGAUCAUUCAGUCGUCGAAGGGUCUUGACUUCCGAAGGGCCCUGACACCGUCUCUGAUCAAGAAGCGACAUUGGCCCAAGUGGUUCCUUGUUCGGCACAGCUACGUGGUCUGUGUUGAUUCACCAGAAGAGAUGAACAUCUACGAUGUCUUUUUGGUGGACUCUCACUUCAAGAUCCAGACACAAAAGAUCAGCAUUCGUAAUCAAAAGGCGAAAGACCUAGCCAAGUCGGCGAAGCAGUCUGCAAGACACCCCCAGCACCACACUCUGCGGCUUGAAAAUUCCGAACGCAAGCUGAAGUUGCUGGCCCGGAAUGAACGCCAACUACAACAGUUUGAGGAUUCAAUUCGCUUCAUGGCUGCAAAUACGCCGUGGAUGCGGCCAAACCGGUUUGACAGUUUUGCCCCCGUCCGGCAGAAAUGUUUCGCUCAGUGGCUAGUCGAUGCACGAGAUCAUAUGUGGGUGGUCUCGAGAGCUAUCAACCAGGCUAAGGACGUCAUCUACAUCCAUGAUUGGUGGUUGAGUCCAGAACUGUAUAUGCGACGACCUGCGGCCAUCAGCCAAAAAUGGCGCUUGGACCGUCUGCUUCAGAGAAAGGCUCGUGAAGGUGUGAAGAUCUUUAUCAUCAUGUACCGAAACAUCAACUCUGCGAUCCCUAUCGACUCGGAGUACUCCAAGUUUUCGCUCCUUGAGCUCCACCCCAACGUCUUUGUCCAGAGGUCUCCGAACCAGUUCCGUCAGAACACCUUCUUCUGGGCACAUCACGAGAAACUCUGCCUCAUCGAUCAUACCCUCGCUUUUGUGGGAGGCAUUGACCUGUGCUUUGGGCGUUGGGAUACGCCUCAGCAUCACCUCACUGACGACAAGCCCACUGGUUUUGAAACGUCUGACACGGUCAAAAAUGCAGACAACUGUCAGCUCUGGCCGGGCAAAGACUACUCCAAUCCACGUAUUCAGGACUUUUAUGACUUGGAUAAGCCAUACGAGGAAAUGUACGAUCGCAAUGUUGUGCCGCGUAUGCCCUGGCACGAUAUUUCGAUGCACGUGGUGGGCCAACCUGCCCGAGAUCUCACUCGGCAUUUCGUUCAGCGCUGGAACUACAUCCUGCGUCAACGCAAGCCAACGCGACCAACGCCCUUCUUGCUACCUCCUCCAGAUUUCAACCCUGCUGAUUUGGAAGCUUUGGGUCUUGAUGGAACCUGUGAAGUUCAGAUACUACGCUCUAGCAGUAUGUGGUCGACUGGGACGCCCGACGUCACGGAGCAUAGCAUCAUGAAUGCCUAUGUCAAGUUGAUUGAAGAGUCUGAGCGAUUUGUCUACAUUGAGAACCAAUUCUUCAUCAGCACCUGUGAAAUCGAGGGCAAGAAGAUUGAAAACUUGAUUGGAGACGCGUUGGUGGAACGUAUUGUACGAGCAGCCAAGAAUGAAGAAGCGUGGCGCGCCGUUAUCGUCAUCCCUCUCAUGCCAGGCUUUCAGAACACCGUUGAUAGCGAAGGUGGAACCAGUGUGCGCCUUAUUAUGCAGUGUCAGUACCGCAGCAUCUGUCGCGGCGAAACAUCGAUCUUUGGUCGUCUUCGUGCACUGGGUAUUGAGCCGGAGGACUACAUUCAGUUCUUCAGUCUACGUGCCUGGGGAAAGAUUGGGCCGACGAAGCAGCUGGUGACGGAGCAACUCUACAUUCACGCAAAAUGCAUGGUCGUUGAUGAUCGUGCUGCCAUUAUUGGGUCUGCAAACAUCAACGAACGAUCAAUGCUGGGAUCGCGCGAUUCCGAGGUUGCAGCCGUGGUACGGGACACGGACAUGAUUCAAUCCAUCAUGAAUGGCAAACCUUACCUCGUCGGGAGGUUCCCCCACACUCUUCGUAUGCGCCUCAUGCGGGAACAUCUUGGAAUUGACGUCGAUGAGCUUCUGGAGCAUGAUUUCGCCACGGAAGAAGAGCUGCGUAAAAUUCAGGUUGUUGAAGAGGACGCUCGACCAGCCGGUGAUCGCGAAAGACGGGGCUCUGAAUCGUCGAUGAUUGAGCGCCAAGACGAACGAGAGAUGAUUGACCGUCGGCAUCGUGUCCAGGAUGAAUUCCUGUCCCGCUCAGAAGACCUGCACAGCUUCAAUCAUGAUGUUGACUGGGAGCAAGGCAACAAUCCCAACCUCAAGAGCAAUCGGAGACUCACCUCCGAUCCACGAGUUACAGACAAUCCCGAUCACAGGAAGGACGUGGAUGGCGACGGCUUUGAUAAUCUGAAAGCUGCUGAGCAAGCUGGUCUGGCAGUUGCCCGCGACUCGCAGAUGACCCCGGAUGGUAGAGAGUCCCUGGUCUCGCCUAUCUCUUCCGAAGGCAAGGGUACUGUCGAUCAACCGAAGCAAUCGCCUCAGCGCAAGCCCGCUCGGCCAUCAUCGACCCCCAAGAAUGGACAAGGGCCUUCGGAGGUUGACAGCGUGGGUCUGAUGGUGUCCAAGGAACACCACGACACCUCUAGACAUGGACAUCUAUUCACGCCAGAUUUGAAGCGUAUCUUUGUCGACAAGGAUUGUAUGAAGGAUCCUUUGAACGACGCAUUCUACCUGGACACCUGGCUAGCACUUGCUGAAAAGAACACGAAAAUCUAUCGUUCUGUCUUCCGGUGCAUGCCCGACAGCGAGGUCAAGAAUUGGAAGGAAUACAAGGAGUAUGCUGCAUAUGGAGAACGUUUCUCCGAGAUGCAGAGCCAGCAGAGCAGCAAGCCAUCCGACCCGCCUAAUCAGAAACAAACCGGCCCUCCUGCAGCUGCCUCUUCUACAACUGGAGCUUCGCUUGCCUCUCCCGUAUCCCUCGUUUCCCCAAAGACCGAGGGACUAGUGGCCGAGCAGAGAACUCCUCAAACAAUUGACGAGAAGGCCGAGCUUGUGACGCAUGAUACCAAGGGGAAUGAGUCCGAUCGACCGCAGUCCGAGCUCAUCCAACACGAGACCUUGUCACCUCUUGAUGAAAAGUCUGCCUUGAAGGCGGCAUCUGACCCACACCUGUUGAGCACAGCGCAGAACGGCAGCGACGACAGUGUCGCUGGCGGCGAGGACGCACAAAAGCCUCGCUCGAACUCUGCACAUGUCGAUUAUUCCGAGGCAGUGAAUCUGAAUGCAUCUCAAUCUCGGAGACGCAGACGCAGAGCAACCACAAUUGGCUCCAAGCGCGAUCUUCAUGGCCAUGACGAUGUGAUGGAUAAGGAGCGCGCGGAGGAUCUUCUGAACAAGGUCCAGGGUCAUCUUAUUCUCUGGCCAUACGACUGGCUUGAGAAGGAGGAGCAAGGUGGAAACUGGCUCUACGCUUUGGACCAGAUUUCGCCUUUGGAGAUCUACAACUGA